Molecule: messenger RNA, 486 nt
Organism: Symbiodinium sp. CCMP2592
Lineage: Eukaryota; Dinophyceae; Suessiales; Symbiodiniaceae
Source: the annotation of a GenBank genome assembly
AUGCGCGCCGUGGCCCUGUGCCUGGCUGGCCUGCUUGUUCGCUCUCAGAGCACCGAGGACGCUGCGCUUCCCGAGGAUGACGAGUGCAGCUCUGGCCAGUGUGCCGUGGACUUGCUUCAGAAGUUCCAGAAAGCGGAGUACGGCGAGGAGUGGGUUCAACUGAUCGAAGGCAGCACCUGCCCCAGUGGUGGCUCGAUCCCCUGCGAGAUGAGGGGCUCCUGGCGACACUUCAGGUUUCCCGCCGGCGUUUUCGCGGUUCCGCGGCAAGUCUCCGUCCCCGAGAAUACCGUGAUCGAGGGCGUCGCGAAUCCCAACAGCAACGACCCGAGGACGAAACCCAACUAUCGCAGUCAGACCGUCUUUGUCGCAAACAGUGGGGUGUCUCUGUUGCAAUUUGAUGAUGAUGGUCGUGGUUUCGGUCAUUUUCGUGUUUAUGGUUAUGGUUGUGCCUGCGGCUGUAGUUUUUCUGGGUUAGUCCUGCUUUAG